Messenger RNA from Eufriesea mexicana, 351 nucleotides. RefSeq names its product reactive oxygen species modulator 1. Gene Ontology annotation, biological process: protein import into mitochondrial matrix; protein insertion into mitochondrial inner membrane. Gene Ontology annotation, cellular component: TIM23 mitochondrial import inner membrane translocase complex. The record is from RefSeq and is a predicted model, not a curated record. The coding region runs from base 115 to 351 and encodes 78 amino acids. The transcript has 3 exons. NCBI's taxonomy places the organism in Eukaryota, Metazoa, Arthropoda, Insecta, Hymenoptera, Apidae.
UAUCGCAUUGUCCAAACGAACUGUGCUAAGGAUUUAUAAUUUAUAAAAUUUGGAAAAACAUAAUAAAACAAAACUACGUUACAAAUUUCAAGAUCAAACGCUUAAACCAACAAAAUGCCACCUGUAUCAAACAUAUAUCAUCAAGCUCCUUCAUGCUGGGAUAGGGUAAAACAGGGUUUUAUGAUUGGAUUUUGUGUUGGCAUGGCAUCUGGUGUUAUAUUUGGCGGAUAUUCUGUUAUUAGAUAUGGACUACGAGGAAAAGAAAUGAUAAGAAAUCUUGGGAAAGCAGUGCUUCAAGGUAGUGGAACAUUUGGAACAUUUAUGGCCAUAGGAAGUGGAAUAAGAUGCUAA